GCCAAAAUUGCGAGGGAAACAGAAAGUCAAAGGUGGUCAAAUUCUUUCUCGGAUUCCUGCUGGGCUUCGGGCCCAAGAAGAUUUCCGAAUCGGGUCAGAGUUAAAGCCCGACCCGCUGGCCUGCUCUCAUCUCGCAACGGAUAAGGCGUUAUUUUUCCCACUGCUUCUCCAAUCUCCUUUGCUAUCAUCUCAUUGUUCAAUCACAAAAAUGGCUUCUUCGCAUUGAUAAUCGACUCCAGCUCGUUUCCCUCUUUCCCCUCAAAAACCCAACUCUCGAUCCUUUGGGACGUGGUGAUCAAGUUCCACAAAGCAUGGGUUCCAAAAUUCUUCCUCAAGCGUUGCUUACGAUUCCGAUAAAUCACGCCGCCGCUCAAUCCCCGCCGGCAAGGAGACUGGGGUUUACUUGCUCAACCAAUCGCGCCGCCAUUCCCUCCUCCGCUUGCUGUUCGAUUUCCCGCGUUUCCGGUUCUGGGGUUUCUCCGAACUCGUUGGCUCUUACUGAACUUGUCGCGGCAUUCACCAGACACAGAGUUGUCGCCAGGGCAGAGGCGGAAGGAAGCAGCGGUGAACUUGCAGGAGACGGAGGAGCAGAGCUUGCGGAAGCUGGUGAGGAUGUUGAAGGAGAAGAAGGAGCUUCGGUGGAGGGUGAAGAAGUUGAGAAAAAGCCAUGGCAGCCAAGAGUCAGGCUUGGGGAUGUUAUGGGGAUAUUGAACAAGCGAGCAGUUGAAGCAUCAGAGCUUGAAAGGCCGAUUCCAGAUAUAAGAACUGGUGAUAUAGUUGAAAUCAAAUUGGAAGUCCCAGAAAAUAGGCGUAGGCUCUCCAUUUACAAAGGCAUUGUUAUGUCGAGGCAAAAUGCUGGCAUCCACACUACAAUUCGCAUCCGGAGGAUCAUUGCCGGCAUAGGUGUUGAGAUUGUCUUCCCCCUGUACUCACCAAACAUCAAGGAGAUCAAAGUAGUUUCUCACAGAAAGGUGAGAAGGGCAAGGUUGUAUUACCUGAGAGACAAGCUUCCUCGGCUUUCCACCUUCAAAUGAAGACCAUCACGAGAUGAAUAUGCCUGUCUGCAGUUAUAUUGUUUUGGGUUCUUUAAUCCCUCCUCCGAUACUUUGAAUCCCGGCCUCCCCCGGUUUGUUUGUAAGAAUUGAGUUGCCCUUUUCUCCAUUUCAUUCUUUUAUCAAAGGAAACCUUUUGCUUGUAAAGUCUGGUUGAUCUGUCAGUCAAUCGACCUCACUGUAUUCAGAAAGCAAAGAUCAUAUUCCAGAUUGCAGUUUCUGUAUUAGACGAGGCCCGGUUUUUGGUUACCCUGUUGCCCUUCUCCUGUAAUCUCUUGGAAUUUGGUCUCCAUUAACUGGAGCGAACUAAGUUCUGGAAGAACGAACUAAAGAUCAACUCUCAUCUCUCUGAAUCGAAAGCAAGCAGCGACGUUCCAAGCUGACGGACUUGCUGAUCAAGCUUGUGAUUUUCCAACCUGGGCCUCACCGUACGUAACUUGAAGCCUACUCUAGCCCAGCCGUUGCAUAAUAUCCCUUCUUGUCUUCUUUUCCUUCCUAACAGAGACAGCCAGUCAUUGUCAGAGAGUCGACACUAAUCUGUCUAUGGCUGCUAAACAGAUGUAACCAUGCAGAAGAUCACACGUAUGAGAAGUUACACGUGGCUUGUGUUUGGCUCUACUGCUGUAAAAGUAAGCCAACCCCUUCACUCUAUCUACUGAUCUAAUGAUUGAUGAAAUGCAGGAGGUAAAAUAAUGGCGAAUCAGGUGG
Molecule: messenger RNA, 1760 nt
Organism: Linum trigynum
Lineage: Eukaryota; Viridiplantae; Streptophyta; Magnoliopsida; Malpighiales; Linaceae
Source: the annotation of a GenBank genome assembly